AUGGGAGGCUUUUGGAUUGAACCGCCGGAAAUAGAUGAUUUACCUUCAUUCCCUUUAGACGCCAAACAGCUCCAUGUCCUCGUGAAGGAGGAGUAUAUUGAAUAUCCCCGUCUGGAAGAGGAGGAAAUCAAAGAUAAGAGUAAAUCAGAUGGACUGACUAGAUCGAUUACAAUAGCCCAAGCCCUCUGGUUCUCCUUGAACUGCAUCUUUCGUUUUGUUCAGGGGCUCUUCGUUACCACCCUCGAGCUCACCACUCUCUCCUUUAUCCUAGUCUUUUUGGUCACAUCAUACAGCUGGUAUCACAAGCCUAUGGACGUCAACAUACCAAUUAUUUUGAAACCCAAGAAAUCAGUGGCUAUAAUUCGAAGCGACCUUGGUGAAAUGCCCGAAUCAAAGUGGUACGAAACACCGCUCGAGUUCAUCUCCCGGGAUGAGUGGUUUUGUGCUCGAUUUUGGAAAUACUACAUCCAAAUCCUACACUAUAUGCACAUACCGCUAUUCACUGUGCCCGAGCGACGGCCAUACGAUCGCAUUCCAAGUCAUUUCUUCCCGACCGUUGAUACGCAGGCGGAAAUAAUCUGUGCCCCGACAAUCCUUCUUUUCAGCUCUGUCUUUCUUAUCGCGUGGGAUUCUCAUUUUCCUUCCGCGACAGAGAAGUUAAUGUGGCGUAUUGCUAGUGUGAAUACUCUGGCUUAUGGGUUGUUUGGAGGCCUUCUUUCGCUAUACCUUCAUAAACGGAUGUUUCAACCGGGUUUAAGGAAACCCAGGGCACAGGCUGAAUUGAAACGUGAACCUGAAAACGGAUGUAUCAGCCGUCUUGCUGCGAGGGUUACGAAUAUUGAUCCUCAGCAGGAUCCCAACCUAGAAAUCCGCCUUCGAGCUUUGGUUCCAAUUUUUGUUGUGUCCUUUAUUGUGUGGGUCGAGGUUUUAUCUUAA
Molecule: messenger RNA, 936 nt
Organism: Penicillium egyptiacum
Lineage: Eukaryota; Fungi; Ascomycota; Eurotiomycetes; Eurotiales; Aspergillaceae
Source: the annotation of a GenBank genome assembly